UCUUUGUCCCUCCUGCCUACCCUCUGUACUGCCCCCAGGAUGGGCAGCAGGAGCUGGAGCUGGGCUCUGGUCUGGGCCUCUGUGGCCUUGCUCAUGAUGUGGCCAGCAGAGAUCCAGGGCCAGGCAGAGGCGAGCUCAGAACAUCCAGAAUUCACCGGAGACAGUCAGAAAGUGUAUAGUGCCCCCACAUCCGCAUCCACAAGGCAUGUCACCUUCAUCCCACCUAUCACAGCCUUCCCUAGCAUGAGCGCCUUACACCUGGCACACAAUGGGAGAGUGUGCAGCACGUGGGGUGACUUCCAUUAUAAGACCUUCGACGGUGAUGUGUUCCGCUUUCCUGGCCUCUGUAACUAUGUCUUCUCUUCACACUGCGGGGCCACCUACGAGGACUUCAACAUCCAACUGCGCCGUGGUCUUGAGGGUUCCAGGCCCACGGUCACCUAUGUGUUCCUAAGGGCCCAGGGGUUGGUGAUUGAGCUCUCCAAUGGCUCUGUCCUGGUGAAUGGACAUCGGGAGGAGCUGCCCUACAGCCGUGCAGGUCUUCUGAUGGAGAAGAACAAUGGCUAUGUGAAGAUCAGCAUCCGGCUAGUCCUUACCUUCCUGUGGAAUGAAGAAGAUAGUGCACUGCUGGAGCUGGACUCCAAAUAUGCCAACCAGACGUGUGGGCUGUGCGGUGACUUCAACGGGCUCCCAGCUGUCAAUGAGUUCUACACCCACAACACUAGGCUGACCCCUGUGCAGUUUGGAAACCUGCAGAAACUGGAUGGUCCCACAGAGCAGUGCCAAGAUGUCCUACCCUCAGCUGUCAACAACUGCACAGAUAGGGAGGACUUCUGCCGUCACAUCCUGCUUGGCCCAGCCUUUAACACGUGCAUCCCCCUGGUAGAUGUCAACAUGUACUUGGAUGCCUGUGUCCAGGACCUGUGCCGCUGCCCCACCUGCCCAUGUGCCACUUUUGCUGAAUAUUCCCGCCAGUGUGCCCAUGCAGGGGGCCACCCACAGAACUGGAGGCGCCCUGAUCUCUGCAACUGGACAUGUCCUUUCAACAUGGAAUACCGAGAGUGCAGCUCACCCUGUGUGGAUACCUGCUCCAACCCCCAGCGCUCUCAACUCUGCGAGGACCACUGCAUGGAUGGCUGCUUCUGUCCCCCAGGAACUGUGCUGGAUGAUGUCAGACAUUUGGGCUGCCUGCCCCUGGAGCAGUGUCACUGUCCCCAUGGUGGCCACAUUUAUGCGCCUGGAGAGUCCUUCAAUACCAGCUGUAGGUCCUGCACCUGCUUCGGGGGACUGUGGAAGUGCCAAGACCUGCCGUGCCCUGGCACCUGCUCUGUGCAAGGCGGAUCCCAUAUCUUCACCUUUGAUGAGAAACUCUACAAUGUGCAUGGAGACUGCAGCUACAUCCUGGCUAAGAAAUGUGCAGAUAGUAGCUUCACUGUGCUGGUCGAUCUUCGGAAGUGUGGAGUGACGGACACCGAGAACUGCCUCAAAGCAGUGACACUAAACCUCAAUAGUGGGGACAUGGUCAUCCGGAUCCAGGCCAAUGGUGCUGUGUUCCUGAACUCCAUCUUUACUCAGCUGCCCUCAUCAGCAGGCAACGUCACCAUCUUCAGGCCGUCAUCCUUCUUCACCAUAGUACAGAUGGGCACGGGGCUGCAGCUUCAAGUGCAGCUGGUGCCCCUCAUGCAGGUGUUUGUCAGGCUGGACCGCUCCUACCAAGGCCAGAUGUGUGGCCUGUGUGGAAACUUCAACCUGAACCAGGCUGAUGACUUCGCAGCCCUCAGUGGGGUGGUGGAGGGCACAGGAGCAGCCUUCUCCAACACCUGGAAGACUCAAGCCUCCUGCCCCAACUCCAAGUACACCUAUGAGGACCCCUGUUCAUACAGUGUGGAGAACGAGAACUUCGCCCGGAAGUGGUGCUCCAUGCUCACGGAAAGCUCAGGAGUUUUCUCGGCCUGCCACGCCACUGUUAGCCCAGUGCCCUUCUACUCGAACUGCUUGUUUGACACAUGCAACUGUGAGAACAGCGAGGACUGCAUGUGUGCGGCCCUGUCCUCCUAUGUGUUUGCCUGCGCUGCCAAAGGUGUGCUGCUCAGUGGCUGGAGGGACAAAGUCUGCUACAAGUACAGGAACAACUGCCCCCAGACCAAGGACUACUUCUACUCAGUGAGUUCUUGCCAGCCGACCUGCCGCUCUCUGAGUGAGGCCGACGUCACCUGCAGCAUCCCUUUUGUGACGGUGGAUGGCUGCACCUGCCCCGAAGGCACCUUCCUGAAUGACAAGGACCACUGUGUGCCAGUGGAGGAAUGCCCUUGCUACUUCCAUGGGAUUGUGGUGGCUCCGGGAGAGGUUGUUAUGGACAACGGUGUGGUGUGCUCGUGUACAAACGGGAAGUUGGCCUGCCUGGGAGCCCUGAUGCAGAACACAGAGUGCCAGGCACCUAUGGUCUACCUGAAUUGUAACAAUGCCUCAGUGGGUGACCACGGGGCCGAAUGCCUUAGAAGCUGCCACACCCUGGAUGUGGAUUGUUUCAGCACACAGUGUGUCUCGGGCUGCGUGUGUCCUGCAGGGCUGGUAGCAGAUGGGAACGGGGGCUGUGUCGCUGAGGAGGACUGCCCCUGUGUACACAAUGAGGCCACCUAUAGACCUGGGGAGAUCAUCUGGGUAGACUGCAAUAACUGCACCUGCAGGAACCGCCGGUGGGAAUGCACCAACCAGCCCUGCAUGGGUGCAUGUGUGGCCUACGGGGAUGGCCAUUUUGUUACCUUUGAUGGUGAGCGCUACAUCUUUGAAGGCAGCUGCGAGUAUACCUUGGCUCAGGACUACUGCAGAGGCAACACCAGUACUGAUGGGACCUUCCGUAUUGUCACUGAGAAUGUCCCUUGUGGGACCACGGGAACCACCUGCUCCAAGGCCAUCAAGAUCUUUGUGGAGAGCUACGAGCUGAUCCUUCACGAGGGGAACUUUAAGGUGGUAGAGCGAGGGCCGAGUGGGGACCCUCCAUACAAGAUCAGAUACAUGGGCAUCUUCCUGGUCAUUGAGAUUCGCAGUGGGAUAGUCGUGUCCUGGGACAGGAAGACCAGUGUGUUUGUCCGGCUGCAGCAGCAUUACAAGGGCAGGGUCUGUGGCCUGUGUGGGAACUUUGACGACAAUGCCAUCAAUGACUUCACCACACGCAGCCAGUCUGUGGUGGGCGACGUGCUGGAGUUUGGAAACAGCUGGAAGUUCUCCCCAUCCUGCCCGGAUGCCCCGGUUCCCAAGGACCCCUGCAUUGCCAACCCUUACCGCAAGUCCUGGGCCCAGAAAAAAUGCAGCAUCAUCAACAGUGCAACUUUUGCUACCUGUCACUCUCAGGUGGACUCUACAAAAUACUAUGAAGCCUGUGUGCAUGAUGUGUGUGCCUGUGACUCAGGAGGUGACUGCGAGUGUUUCUGCACUGCUGUGGCCGCCUAUGCCCAGGCCUGCCGUGAUGUGGGAGUGUGCUUGUCCUGGAGGACACCAGACAUCUGCCCUCUUUUCUGUGACUACUACAACCCUCAUGGGGAAUGUGAGUGGCAUUAUCAGCCCUGUGGAGCCCCCUGUCUGAAGACCUGUCGGAACCCAACUGGACACUGCCUCGUUAACCUGCCAAGCCUGGAAGGCUGCUACCCACAGUGCCCACCCAGCCAGCCCUUCUUCAAUGAGGACCAGAUGAAGUGUGUGGCCCAGUGUGGCUGCUACGAUGAUAAUGGAAACUACCAUGACAUUGGCACACAGGUCCCUACAGCUGAGAAUUGCCAGAGUUGCCUCUGUACCCCUGGUGGCCUCCAGUGUGUUUACAACCUUACAGCCUGCACGUGCACCUAUGAGGGCCGUACCUACAACUACAAUGAUGUUAUCUACAACACCACGGAUGGCCUCGGCGCCUGCUUAGUAGCCAUUUGCAAAGACAAUGGAACUAUAACACGCACAACUGAAGUGUGCCAUGAAGUUCCAUCUACCACACCAUUUACAUUCACCACCACUCCGGCACCUGUUGCCACAAACGGCUCAGCUCCCACUGUGUCUACUGUGUGUGUCCAUGAGGUCUGCCACUGGUCCGUUUGGUAUGAUGAGAGCCAUCCAGAGGCUGGCAUGUCAAGUGGGGACUUUGAAACAUUUGAGAACCUGAGGAAGAAAGGGCACCAGGUGUGUCAAACCCCUGUUGGCAUCGAAUGCCGUGCAGUGAAAUUCCCCAGCGUGGACUUAGAGAAGCUGGGUCAGAAGGUAAACUGUGACCCAUCCUCUGGGCUGAGAUGCUUCAACAGUGAACAGAGCCCCCCGCUGUGCCACAACUAUGAGCUGAGGGUUCUGUGCUGUGAUUAUGUGCCCUGUGGCUCCUCUCUGACUUUGGGCAUAAGUACCACUCACUCCCAGCCUGACAUCAGUAGAAGACCCUCUUUGCCUACACUUACCACUCAUACAGCAUCCUCAGAAUCACAGUCCUGGACCAGAGGAGAGAAAGAGACAUCCCUGGAUAAAAUUCACAGCUCAAGGCAAACAAUGCCAUUUUCCUCAAACAGCAGACCUACUUCACCUCCUAUGCUGUCUACAAACUCAGUCAGCAGCCUCCCCCUGUCUCACCCUACCUGGACUACAACAGUGAAAGAGACCAAUGAGAACACAGUGCUUAGCUCCCGGACAACAGCAGCAUUCACUUCACAAACCAGGUCCACGUCAAGGCCCAGCACAGUCACACAGUCAGUCAGCAGCCCUGAGACCUCCUCCACCACCUGCCAACCCCAAUGUCAGUGGACAAAGUGGAUUGAUGUAGACUACCCUACAUCUAGCACUGAUGGAGGAGACAUAGAGACAUAUGAGAAUAUCAGGGCCAAUGGAGAAAACAUCUGUGAGAAGCCUCAGGAUAUAAUCUGUAUGGCCCAGAACUACCCCGGAGUGAGCGUGGACAAGUUGGAACAGAAGGUGACGUGUGAUGUCAGCUUUGGUUUGGCGUGCUACAACAAGGACCAGGAUGGCGCUUUCCCAAUGUGCUACAACUACCUGAUCAAGGUGCUCUGUUGUAGUGUUAGCCACUGCCAGGUAUCUACCACCACUGCAGGGUUGGUCCCAACGACGGAAACUGCCACCUCCACUAUGCAGACCCUGUCCUCCAAGCCUCUUCCCAGCACUAGUUCAAUUGAGACCUGGUCUCUCUCAGGCUCCACCUCCAAUAUAGAUGCUUCAGAGAUGCCCACCCUUGGGACCUUGACCACAAGCGUAUCGUCCCCACCCACCACUCCUCUCACAGUCACCUCAGUGAGCACUCAGCAUUCCAAGAGUCUAGAAUCCUCUGGCAUCCCAUCAGUAGUGACUGCCAGGUCCACGUCUCAAGGGCACUCCCUGCCUUCCAGCAGUCCCCAUACUACCAAUACGCUCUCAGCAACAACUUCAAGGACUUCCCUGUCCAGCAUGGCAACCAUCUCUACCUCCCUGACCACUCCCGGACCCUCCAAUCCUCCUCAUGGAAGCACUACCACAAACCCAACCACAGCUGCCUCCAUGACCAGAACAGCUACUGAGACCCUCUCCUCAGGGCCCCAUACCAAGACCACCUCAGAGAUCCCUGGAGUCCCCUUGGCCAGCUCUACAGCAGGACCCAGCACGCAGACUGGGUCCACUUCAAGGCCCGGCACAGUCACACAGUCAGUCAGCAGCCCUGAGACCUCCUCCACCACCUGCCAACCCCAAUGUCAGUGGACAAAGUGGAUUGAUAUAGACUACCCUACAUCUAGCAUUAAUGGAGGAGACAUAGAGACAUAUGAGAAUAUCAGGGCCAAUGGAGAAAAAGUUUGUGAGAAGCCUCAGGAUAUCAUCUGUAUGGCCCAGAACUACCCCGGAGUGAGCGUGGACAAGUUGGAACAGAAGGUGAAGUGUGAUGUCAGCUUUGGUCUGGUGUGCUACAACAAGGACCAGGACGGCGCUUUCCCGAUGUGCUACAACUACCUGAUCAAGGUGCUCUGUUGUAGUGUUAGCCACUGCCAGGCACCUAACACCACUGCAGGGUCGGUCCCAACGACUGGAACUGCCACCACUGCCAUUUCUGGGACAGCUACACAUUCUUCCUGGCCUGCGUCCAGCAUGCCUACCAGCACCAGCACCAGCACCACAGAGUCAUUUUCUUCCCCUGGACAAACCACAGUUCUUACCACAGCUUCUUCUGUAGCCACAGCCACACCCAGGGAGACCCAAACCUCAUCCUUGCUAACCACUGGUCUCUCCUCGGCUCUUACAACCCCAGGGACCACAUCCAAGAGGUGUAAGUCUCAAUGCACCUGGACAGACUGGCUGGACAGUGACAAACCUCAACCUGGCCAGUUUGGAGGAGACAUUGAGACCUACUAUCAUAUUCAAAACAAGACAGGUAUCGAGGUAUGCAAGAAACCCGUGGACAUCGAAUGUGAGGCCGUCCUCUUCCCCAACAUGUCCUUCCAGCAGCUGGGCCAGGAGGUGGUUUGUAAUGUGGACUUUGGACUCAUCUGUAGGAACAGCAAGCAGGACGACAACCAAACCUGUUUCAACUACCAUAUCCGUGUCCUCUGCUGUGAGGAAGACACCAGCUGUAUCAGCACAACUGGACCACUGUCUACUACCUCCACAUUAGAACCUGGAUUUCCCAGCACAGUCUCCACAUCCACAAGCAAGUGGCCAUCAGAGGAGCCAAAACCCUCAACUUCAUUCACAACUCAAAGCAGACCCUCUACCCCUAGGACAGAGAAGAUUGUCUCCAUCACCACAACUAGGACUACGGGGAGUUUCCCUGUCUCUAGUCUCUCUACGCUUCCAGCCUCUCCCACCAGCCUUCUCCAAACCUCAAAAGAGCCACACUCAGGUAAACCAACCACAAGUUCAUGGACAGCCUCCUCCAACGUUCCGAGCACAGCCAAGCCGACCACCUCCACUGGCAAACAAUUCUCUAGAACAAAAACCACGUUGUGGAAUAGCAUCCCUUCUAGUACCUCAACCAUGGCCACCAGAUCCAUCCAUCCCAUUUCUACCACAAUGACAACGAAGAACCCUCAAACACUGAUCACCAAUGACAUUUCCAAAAGCAACUCUAUGUUGCCUAGUAGGUCCCAUAUCACAACAUCUUCAGCCACAGCAACAAGUGGGGAUCUGAUCAGCAAGUCACACUUCUCUACCUCCCUGACCACUCCUGGACCCUCCAAUCCUCCUCAUGGAAGCACUACCACAAACCCAACCACAGCUGCCUCCAUGACCAGAACAGCUACUGAGACCCUCUCCUCAGGGCCCCAUACCAAGACCACCUCAGAGAUCCCUGGAGUCCCCUUGGCCAGCUCCACAGCAGGACCUGGCACACAGACUGGGUCUACUUCAAGGCCCAGCACAGUCACACAGUCAGUCAGCAGCCCUGAGACCUCCUCCACCACCUGCCAACCCCAAUGUCAGUGGACAAAGUGGAUUGAUGUAGACUACCCUACAUCUAGCACUGAUGGAGGAGACAUAGAGACAUAUGAGAAUAUCAGGGCCAAUGGAGAAAAAGUUUGUGAGAAGCCUCAGGAUAUCAUCUGUAUGGCCCAGAACUACCCCGGAGUGAACGUGGACAAUUUGGAACAGAAGGUGAAGUGUGAUGUCAGCUUUGGUCUGGUGUGCUACAACAAGGACCAAAGUGGCGCUUUCCCGAUGUGCUACAACUACCUGAUCAAGGUGCUCUGUUGUAGUGUUAGCCACUGCCACGUAUCUACCACCACUGCAGGGUCGGUCCCAACAACAGGAACUGCCACCACUGCAGGUUCGGCCCCAGUGAUGACGGGAUCAGCAACUACUGCCACUCAGACCCUGAGUUCUGAGCCUCUUCCCAACACUAGUCUGGCUGUGACGAGUCCUCACUCGGCCUCCACCACAGUAGCAACAAGCAUCACGGAAACUAGCAGCCCAGGAAGAGCCUCUUCAAUCCAUACAACAUCCACGAUCUUGCCUGAGACAUUACAGUCAACUCCUAGCUUGACAACACAACGAAGCUCGUCCACUGGAAUCUGGACAAGUAUAACGGGCACAGCUGGUACUGCCUCCUCAAAAUCUCUGUCCACCAGUCUAGAGUUGACCACAGGCCUAACUGAGCUGUCCACCAGUACACCAAUGACAUCUACCCUACCAGUAACUGUGACUAAUGCCACCACCCCCCAAGGCACAACACACUGCCAGCCCAAAUGUAAGUGGACUGAAUGGUUUGAUGUGGACUCGCCAACCUCGGGAGUAGUAAAAGGGGACAUGGAGACCUAUGAAAACAUCAGGGCUUCUGGUAAGAAGAUGUGCCAGGCCCCUGAGAAAAUUGAGUGUCGGGCAGAGAACUACCCUGCGGUGAGCAUUGAUAAGAUUGGCCAAGUAGUAAGCUGCAACCUGGAGACGGGGCUGGUCUGCAGAAAUGAGGACCAGACAGAUGAUUUCAAAAUGUGCUUCAACUAUAAUAUACGUGUGCUUUGUUGUGAUGACUAUAGCCACUGUCCUAACACCCCUUACAGCACCAUCAAUACAUCCCCGCUCUGGUCUACCCAUACUCCCCUGGCCUCAGUGUCUUUGAGCACUGAAUCCACCUUUCAGACUAGCAGUCCUGCCAGCUCUUCAGUGCCAGGUACCCAAACAUCCGCAUGGUCUACACUUCCUGACACGGGCUGUGCACCUCGCUGCAAAUGGACUGAGUGGUUUGAUGCAGACUACCCUAACCCUGGGCCCAGAGGCGGGGACUUUGAGGUCUAUGCAGUGUUACGUGAGGUUGGCUAUAUCUUUUGUGAUCAGCCCAAGGACAUCCAGUGCCGUUCAGAGAAGGAGCCAGACAGGCCCCUGGAAACUCUAGAGCAGAUGGUCCAGUGUGAUGUGCGAUUUGGGCUGAUAUGCAAAAAUAUCAACCAAUCGGGACCUUUGCAGUAUUGUGACAACUACCACGUGCGCCUCCUCUGUUGUGACAACUAUAGCCACUGUACCACGCCACCUAUGGCCACCAUGUCCACUGCCCCUUCUACUUCUCACCUACCAUCUACUUACACUGCCCUGGCUCUGAAUACCACAACUUCUUUCCCUGGGGUCACUAGUUCCAGCGCACCCCACUCCUCUUCCCUGGGAUCUACUCACACCUCUGCAAUGUUGACCACCGAGACUUCACCUAUAGCCACUGGUCCCACUGUGGUUCCCUCCUCAACCUCAGGGACCCCUCAUAGUCCCAAAGUUUCCCCCAGCAGCCAGGUGACCUUCAGUGUGCCUACUGCUUCUUCCUCGGUCUUCAGUACCACCAGGCCUACUGUCUUUUCCAGCCACGCACCUUCCCCAUCACCCUGUUUCUGUCAGGCAUUUGGACAGCUGUUCUUACCUGGUGAUACCAUCUACAAUAAGACUGAUGGAGCUGGCUGCCAAUUCUAUGCCAUCUGCAACCAGUAUUGUGAUAUUGACCGCUUCCAGGGUACCUGCCCCUCCUCUUCACCUCCAAUGUCCUCUACCCCUGCACCUUUGCCUUCCCUGCUUCCUGGCUGUGAUAAUGCCAUCCCUCCUCGGCAGGUGAAUGAGUCUUGGACCCUGGAGAACUGCACAGUGGCCAAGUGCCAGGGCAACAACCAAAUCAUCCUCCUAGAACCAGAGCCUGUGGACAAUGUCACCUGUGUCAACAAGCACUUGCCCAUCAAAGUGUGGGACCAGGAACCUUGCCAUUUCCACUACGAGUGUGAAUGCUUCUGCAGUGGAUGGGGGCACUCACACUACCUGACAUUUGAUGGCACCUCCUAUACUUUCCUGGACAACUGUACCUCGGUGCUCAUGAGAGAGAUCCAUCCUCGCCAUGGCAACCUGAGCAUCCUUGCCCACAGCUCCUACUGUGGGGCUACCACAAAUGUCACCUUCUGUCCCCGUGCCCUCAGUGUGUACUACAACUCCAUGGAGAUUAUCCUCACCAUCACCACCACUAACAGUGGGAAGGAAGAGAGCCUGAUUAUAUGGGACCAGAUGUGGAUACGGUCAAGCUUCAGUAAGAAUGGCGUGACCGUGUCCUUGAGUGGGGCUACCACAAUAAGCAUCAACAUUCCCACCAUUGGCACCAGCAUCACUUUUGAUGGGGACAUCUUCCAGAUAUGGUUGCCUUAUAGAUAUUUCAGCAACAAUACUGAGGGCCAGUGUGGUACCUGCACAAACAGCCAGACAGAUGACUGCCGCCGGCCUGAUGGCACCAUAGCCUCUGACUGCCAGGACAUGGCCAAAGACUGGCUGGUGCCUGGGAACAGUAGCAGUGACUGCUUAGUUCAGCCUAGUCCUUCCCCCAGCACCACUCCCCAGACCCCAGUGACCUCCACCCCAUGCCCCUCUGCACCUCUCUGUGAGCUGAUGCUGAGCCAGGUCUUCGCCGAGUGCCACAAGCUCAUCUCUCCAGAUGCCUUCUUCAGAACCUGUGUCAGUGACCACUGCAAUGCCAAUGUUACUGAAAUGCUCUGCCAGAGCCUGGAGGCCUAUGCAGCACUAUGCCGGGCCCAGGGUGUAUGCACCAACUGGCGCAAUGCCACUGGAGGGCUGUGUGACCUCUCCUGUCCACCCACUAAGGAGUACAGGCCCUGUGGACCCCUGCAUCCAGCAUCCUGCAGCUCCAGGAUCCAGCAAAAUUCAACUGGGAUGCUGGCAGAGGGCUGCUUCUGCCCUGAGAAUCAGCUCCUCUUCAACUCACGCAUGGACAUCUGUGUGUCAGAGUGUCCCUGCGUGGGACCAGACGGGCUACCCAAGUUUCCUGGAGAACACUGGAUCAGCAACUGCCAGGCCUGUGUGUGUGACCCCGGCUCUGUGACAGUACAGUGUGAGCCAGUGAAGUGUGAGAGCCAGGAAAAACCCCUGCAGUGCACAGAACCUGGCUUUGUGACUGUGACCUGGCCCAGCGCUGACAAUCCAUGCUGUCCUGAGACACUGUGUGUUUGCAAUUCAACCACCUGCCCCAAGAGUCUGCCCACAUGUGAGCCAGGGUAUGAGCUGGUCCAGACCCAUGAGAAUGGCAGCUGUUGCCCCAACUCCAGCUGUCGACCUAAGCUGUGUACAUACAAUGACACCAUUUAUGGGGUUGGUACAACCUUCCCAGGGGGUCCCUGCCAGACAUGCACCUGCCUCCCUGUGGGCGACCAAGAGCCGAAAGUAGAGUGUAAGGAGAUGCACUGUAACACCUCUUGUCCCCAGGGCUUCAAGUACACGCUGGUGCCAGAUCAGUGCUGCGGGGAGUGCGUGCAGAACGCCUGCUUCACACCAGAGGGCCAUGUGGUUCAGUCCAAUGAAACCUGGGUGAACAGUCCUGUGGACAACUGCACUGUAUACCACUGUACAGCUGAGAAUGGAGUCCAUGUACUGACCCCAAUCCCCACGUCUUGCCCUGAUGUAUCCAACUGUACGGGAACCCUAAGGAAAACCGGUUGCUGUUACUCCUGUGAAAAAGAGGACUCAAGUACUUGUCAAGUGCAUGUAAAUGCGACCAUCUUGCGGCAUAAGGGCUGUGAGACAGAGGCCAGCGUCACCUUCUGCGAGGGUUCCUGCUCUGGAAAGUCCAAGUACUCCAUGGAGGCCCAGGCCAUGGAGCGCCAGUGCACCUGCUGUCAGGAGAGCAAGGUCCAUGAUGUAGCUGUAACUAUGCAGUGUCCCGAUGGUACAGUCAUCCAACACACCUAUACCCACAUCGAUGAGUGCACCUGUGCCCCAGCCUGCAGCUCCCUGCCUGGGACUUCCAUGAACGUUUUCUAG
Mastomys coucha (southern multimammate mouse) is the source of this 11724-nucleotide messenger RNA. It is a transcript of the gene Muc5b, whose product is annotated as mucin 5B, oligomeric mucus/gel-forming. Gene Ontology annotation, molecular function: protein binding. The record is from RefSeq and is a predicted model, not a curated record. Gene Ontology annotation, cellular component: extracellular matrix. NCBI's taxonomy places the organism in Eukaryota, Metazoa, Chordata, Mammalia, Rodentia, Muridae. The transcript is spliced from 50 exons. The coding region runs from base 40 to 11724 and encodes 3894 amino acids.